AGCUUGAUGAUUUUGUCAGGUCCGGAGCGUUUUCAAUGAUCCUUGAAAAACCAAGGGAAAGAUUUAUUUUCACGCCUGGUCGUACUCAUAACCGCAGCAGGUCUCCAAGGAUUGGCUCUAAGGGCGACUGGAGAAAGGAACUUUCGUCACGUUGGGCCGGAGGGUCUUGGCUUGUGUUGAGCAAUCGACAUUCCGGUAGGCGAUUAACAAUCAACUUAGAACUGUGCUCUGAAUGUCAAAGUGAAGAAAUUCAACCAAGCGCGG
Messenger RNA from Funneliformis caledonium, 264 nucleotides. The record is from the annotation of a GenBank genome assembly. Lineage: Eukaryota; Fungi; Glomeromycota; Glomeromycetes; Glomerales; Glomeraceae.